UAGUCAGAGUGGGCGGAGCCGCCCGCCGGCACCUGCGCGUUAAGAGUGGGCCGCGUCGCCGCCGGGUAGCGAUGCGAGCUCCGGGGAUGAGGUCUCGGCCGGCGGGUCCCGCGCUGUUGCUGCUGCUGCUCCUCCUCGGAGCGGCCGAGUCGGUGCGUCGGGCCCAGCCUCCGCGCCGCUACACCCCAGACUGGCCGAGCCUGGAUUCUCGGCCGCUGCCGGCCUGGUUCGACGAAGCCAAGUUCGGGGUGUUCAUCCACUGGGGCGUGUUCUCGGUGCCCGCCUGGGGCAGCGAGUGGUUCUGGUGGCACUGGCAGGGCGAGGGGCGGCCGCAGUACCAGCGCUUCAUGCGCGACAACUACCCGCCCGGCUUCAGCUACGCCGACUUCGGGCCGCAGUUCACCGCGCGCUUCUUCCACCCGGAGGAGUGGGCCGACCUCUUCCAGGCCGCGGGCGCCAAGUAUGUAGUUUUGACAACAAAGCAUCACGAAGGCUUCACAAACUGGCCGAGUCCCGUGUCUUGGAACUGGAACUCCAAGGAUGUGGGGCCUCAUCGGGAUUUGGUUGGUGAAUUGGGAACAGCUCUCCGGAAGAGGAACAUCCGCUAUGGACUAUACCACUCACUCUUAGAGUGGUUCCAUCCACUCUAUCUACUUGAUAAGAAAAAUGGCUUCAAAACACAGCAUUUUGUCAGUGCAAAAACAAUGCCAGAGCUGUACAACCUUGUUAACAGCUAUAAACCUGAUCUGAUCUGGUCUGAUGGGGAGUGGGAAUGUCCUGAUACUUACUGGAACUCCACAAAUUUUCUUUCCUGGCUCUACAAUGAUAGCCCUGUCAAGGAUGAGGUGGUAGUAAAUGACCGAUGGGGUCAGAACUGUUCCUGUCACCAUGGAGGAUACUAUAACUGUGAAGAUAAAUUCAAGCCACAGAGCUUGCCAGAUCACAAGUGGGAGAUGUGCACCAGCAUUGACAAGUUUUCCUGGGGCUAUCGUCGUGACAUGGCAAUGUCUGAUGUUACAGAAGAAUCUGAAAUCAUUUCGGAACUGGUUCAGACAGUAAGUUUGGGAGGCAACUAUCUUCUGAACAUUGGACCAACUAAAGAUGGACUGAUUGUUCCCAUCUUCCAAGAAAGGCUUCUUGCUGUUGGGAAAUGGCUGAGCAUCAACGGGGAGGCUAUCUAUGCCUCCAAACCAUGGCGGGUGCAAUGGGAAAAGAACACAACAUCUGUAUGGUAUACCUCAAAGGAAUUGGCUGUUUAUGCCAUUUUUCUGCACUGGCCAGAAGAUGGAGUCUUAAACCUUGAAUCCCCCAUAACUACCUCAACUACGAAGAUAACAAUGCUGGGAAUUCAAGGAGAUCUGAAGUGGUCCACAGAUCCAGAUAAAGGUCUCCUCAUCUCUCUGCCCCAGUUGCCACCCUCUGCUGUCCCCGCAGAGUUUGCUUGGACUAUAAAGCUGACAGGAGUGAAGUAAUCAUUUGAGUGCAAGAAGAAAGGCACUGCCCGCUGUUUUGCUGCUUCAGUUUUCCUCUUAUAGUACCAUCACUAUAAUCAACGAACUUCUCUUCUCCACCCGGAGAUGGCUUUUCCAACACAUUUUAAUCAAAGGAACUGAGUACAUUACCCUGAUGUCUUAAUGGACCAAAGAUCUGAGAUCCAUUGUGAUUAUAUCUGUAUCAGGUCAGCAGAAGAAGGAACUGAGCAGUUGAACUCUGAGUUCAUCAAUUCUAAUAUUUGGAAAUUAUAUACAAUGGAAUCUUCCCUCUGUUCUCUGAUAACCUGCUUGCUUACUCAAUGCCUUUAAGCCAAGUCACCCUGUUGCCUAUGGGAGGAGGUGGAAAGGAUUUGGCAAGCUCAACCACAUGCUUUUAGUUAGCAUCAGUUGUCACCAACACUCUUUCUGCAAAGGGCAGGAGAGCUUUGGGGGAAAGGAAAAGGCUUACCAGGCUGCUAUGGUCAACUCUUCAGAAAUUUCCAGAGCAAUCUAAGAGCGCCAAAAUUUGCUAUGUUUACAGUGAUACUAUUAAGAAAAUGAAUGUGAUUCUGCUCUGUCUUUUUAAUAUGAUCAAAUAAAAAAAUUUGUGCAUCACAAUCAUUUCUACCAAAAAAACAUGGUAUAGCUUUCUUUUCCUAGUUUCAACUUAGACUGCUUAUAGCUUUAUGAUCAGUUUCUGGUUUGUGUGGUUUUUUUUUUAAUCUUGCAAAAUCUCCUUAACGCUGAACAAAAAA
Molecule: messenger RNA, 2227 nt
Organism: Pongo pygmaeus (Bornean orangutan)
Lineage: Eukaryota; Metazoa; Chordata; Mammalia; Primates; Hominidae
Gene: FUCA1
Product: alpha-L-fucosidase 1
Exons: 8
Coding region: 72-1472 (466 amino acids)
Biological process (GO): fucose metabolic process; glycoside catabolic process
Cellular component (GO): lysosome
Molecular function (GO): alpha-L-fucosidase activity
Source: RefSeq, a predicted model, not a curated record